Messenger RNA from Procambarus clarkii (red swamp crayfish), 4212 nucleotides. RefSeq lists its product as uncharacterized. The record is from RefSeq and is a predicted model, not a curated record. Lineage: Eukaryota; Metazoa; Arthropoda; Malacostraca; Decapoda; Cambaridae.
UGGACGGAUCAAGGAGGCAACAGCAGCCAGGCAGGCACACUCGCCACUCACUGUGCUUCCCUUGUGACGUAUUGGGACUUGUUCUUCCACCACUCUCACACCGGCACCUCCCGCGUCAGUGCCGCGAACAGUAUCUCGUGUGUGAGAGAGACAGUGACCAAGAGUGCCGGUGACCAGUGACUAGCUUGUAGAGGUCUUUGUGUAUGUUUGUGGUGGUCAAGAUGCUGCCCUUCCGCGUGCUGCCGUACCUGUUGCUUCUUGCAGCGCUGUUCGACUCGGCCCUCACCCAGGAGGAGACUACUUUGACACCUUCCCCCGAUAAUUCCCCUCGGCCACCUUCCUUCGACAUCGACUUCGAGUCCACGAACCCCGCCUUGACGGGCUGCCCCCCAAGCCAGGUGUCGUUCGAGCUGGUGACGGGUUACGUGUAUUCUGCGCCCGCCGACAUGCUCGACUCGCAGCCCGGCACGCUCAUGCUAACGGACUGCAUUGACAUGUGCAAGAGGAACAGCUCCUGCAUGGCUGUCAACUACGAGACCGGCCUGUGCGUCCUCUUCUCCUCCAACGCCGACAUGUAUCCCGGUUCCCUCACCUCCUCUCAGUUCCCGGUGUUCACGCUCUACGUCCAGAAGAACUGCCUGGCCAACUCCCCGUCCUGCGACCGCGCCUGGAGCUUCGAGAGAGUCAUGGGAUUCGAAAUGGAAGGUUUCUCCAAGAAGAGCCAGCGCGUCACCAGCCGCCAGGAAUGUCAGGUCCUCUGCCUGACAGAGCAAGAAUUUUCCUGCAGGUCUGCUAGCUAUAACAACGCUACAGGCGACUGUUCCAUCUCGGACAUGGACAGGCACACGGCUGUCGGAACCGGCUCUUUCCGAGCAGCGGAGAACAGCGACUUCCUGGAGAACAACUGCGUCGAUGACCCCGUCAGACUGUGCGAGUUCCAGAAGAUGGAGGGCCGCAUCCUGAAGACGGUCGACUCUGUGUACCAAGAGGUUGCCGGACUGGAAGACUGCAAGCGACUAUGCCUCACCGCCUCCUUCAGGUGCCACUCCUUCGACUACGGUGACACCGGAGACAGCGUGUGCCGUCUCUCUCACCACGCCGCCGCCACCCUCACCCACAUCGAGGAACCCUACCUCGAGAUCCCCGGCUCCUCCACAUACGAACUCUCCUCCUGCUACAACGUAACGAUUGACUGCCGCUCCGGAGACAUGAUCGUUAAGAUCAAAACCUCGAAGAUCUUCAAUGGCAAAAUCUACGCCAAGGGCUCCCCCAACACCUGCGUCAAUGACGUCAAGGGUACCCUGGAGUUCGACCUCCUGAUGCCCUACAACAAUAUUGACUGCAGUGUGGAACGUGACGCUGCCGCCAAGUACAGCAACGACGUCAUCCUUCAGCACCACGACCUGAUUGUGACCUCGGCUGACCUGGGCCUCAGCGUCCACUGUCAAUACGAUCUGAGCAACAAAAGUGUGAGCAACCGCGUCGACCUGACCGUCGAAGGAGACAUCAAGCCCGCUCUGGAACAAGGCAGCACCGUCGACUCUCCCAACGUCAUCAUGCGAGUUGCCAACCGCAACGGCGAUGACAUCUCCGAUGCAUCCGUGGGAGACCUGCUCCAGCUCAUCUUCGAGAUCCCCGACAAGAACUCUCCUUACGAGAUCUUUGUGCAUAACUUGUAUGCAAUGGACGGCAGCAACACGAACAACAUCACUCUCCUUGACAGCCGCGGCUGCCCCACCGAGAUCUCCAUCAUGAGGCAACUUGUCAAGAUCGACUACACAGGCAAGAUUUUGGGUGCUUCCUUCGACGCCUUCAAGUUCCCUACGAGCGAUGUGGUUCAGUUCCGUGCUCUGGUGACGCCCUGUCUACCUACCUGUGAGCCCGUCGUCUGUGACAUCCUCGACUUUGGUGGACAGAUGAAGAAGGUAGACAGCUAUGGCAGGAAGAAGAGGGAGGUGUCGGAGUCUAUCUUCUUUGACUUUGGUGCUUCAAUGUUUAACCCACAGGCCAUUUCUGAGACAUCUGUUCAAAGGAUCGUAAAGCGCAGCCCAUAUAUGCUGGACGUUCAAGCCCUCAGCUUUGUCGACAACUUCCCCGAUGCCUCUGUCAGCCACCGCAUCAGGAGAGAAGCGCCCGAGCAGCAAAUCCCCGAGGAGAUGCUUGUUGUCCAGUCUAUCAAGAUCUCCGACAAGUUCGGUUUCCGUGGCCCUCAGGCCCAGAGCCGUGACAAGUCCGUCAACAACCUCUUUAAGGAGACCAAAACCGGGGUGGAGGGAGACGCCGAGAUCGUGCUCCAGGAGGACGUAUCUGGAGUAUGCAUCAACAUGGUGGGUCUAGUGCUGGCCUGCUCGGUGUUCCUGGUGGCGCAGCUGGUGAUCAUCGUGGCGUGGACGGCCGUGUGGCACCGCCGCCGCAGGAGCAAGCUUGAGGAGCCUCUCAGCCCGGCCACCACCACAGAGUCACUCCGUCAGCUCUACGACUCUGGCUACCCACGCAGGAUCUAGCUCCUCCCCGCUCGAGCCGCCGGCGUGCUCACAGGAGCCCUUCGCCCCGUCCUCAACGCCUCGCUGAGAAGAAAAGUUGGUGAGACGGGCGCAAGAGACACUCGCAAAUUGGAAACUCGACCUCCGCGUGUCCUCCAAUCCCGUCACCAUCCUGCUCAUGUCCGCCAAGAUUCGCUUUAUCCUAUUGAGAUCCUGUAGGCAUGUAGCUGGAUGGAGUCAGCACGGGAGAGGAGGGCGAAACCUUCUGGCCCUAGGAACUGUGUGCAACAUUACCGCCAGCGUGUAACACGAGGCAACCAAUGGGAAUAUUACGAUGGAACCUGGCAGAUCCCUGACAAGGUUUUGGGGCUCGUUGGUCUUGAUAUCAUCGAGACGAGACACAGUGGGCAACGUUGCCGCAAAGAUACACGCUGGGCCGCCAAGAACCUUCCUGCCCAAACCAGGUGGCCGAGCGGCUUCCAUUACUAAUACAAGACACUAGUGAAGACGCUGGCUUGACUUGACAAGUCACGAAAUGCUUCACCUGCUAUUUCUGGAACCUACCUCCACAAGAGGGGCAUUUACGAUAAAUCACAAGAUUAUCUAACAUUGGGCAUUUGGAAUUUGAUCUCUAAAUUAGAGGCAUCCCACUGAAAAACUCAAAACUCAAAGGCUAUUACCAAGGGCAUUAUACCUGGUGUAUCAUAGGACACACUUGUAAUAACUUAGUGAUAAGGUUGUUUUUAUAUAACAUUUAAUUGUGUGACGGCAGUGUCUUUGUGACGUGACAUAUUGUGAUAAGUGACGCAAUUUUACCAGAAAAGAAAAACCCGGACUGAACCAGAACUUUUAGUGACUCGAUCUUUGGGAUAUAUUUACUAGAACUCUCGGCUGCUCUUUACCCAAAGCUGGAACCAUCAAACAAUUUCAAACAAUCGAAGUCUGGUGAAGGAUGGCCAUGCUAGCGACGGGCAACAGUCCCACCUGACGUCAGCAUCAUUCAGCCAACGUCAGGCCAUGCUAGCGACGGGCAACAGUCCCACCUGACGUCAGCAUCAUUCAGCGAACGUCAGGGCCCCAAUUCAUAUUUUCAUUAUUAUCCUCGGGCUCACCUUGGCCAGGCUUCCUUUGCCGUUAAUAUUGUUGUUGUUGAUGUGAUGGGAAGGGUGAGUCUUGCUGGAGACGCUGCUUGCAGGCGACUGGUGGUGGUGGCGGUGCUUUGGGGACUCCCGGGGUAGGUCGGGAGAGGUGCGGUCACCCGUUCAAAGCCUGGCGUUGUGGUUAAAUCAAAGAGUAUUCGUGAUAAGAUUCCCGCUCGUAAUUUACAAUACUUUGAAUUUUUGUUCCAGCUUUUAAUAUUCUCUGUAAAUUAUAUAGAGAUGUGUCUCUUUCACGCCCAUGUGAACGCUCAACUCGCCAUACUGAAUCGAAAUCUCUCGCGUGCAAAAUAUAUAUGUGAUCAAAUAUGAACUUUGAUUUGACUAACUGGCGCCCGAGCGAAUGGGCCGGACCCCUCUCGCCUCAUCCCGUGCUUAUUGGUGCAGGUACCAGGGAUAUUCACCCGUUCAACUAGAACGAGAAAAACAGGCACAAGACAAGCAACAUCUUUCCCCCCUAUUCAAAUAUACGCAGUUAGGAUUUCUAGUUGGGACCUUUAAGCUGAAGUUGCUAACUAUAUAUGUGUGUGUGAACCAAUGCUGUAUAUAUAUGUAGCAGUAGAGACUUGGAU